This is a messenger RNA of Oncorhynchus gorbuscha (pink salmon), 4131 nucleotides long. RefSeq names its product catenin (cadherin-associated protein), delta 2a (gene ctnnd2a). The transcript is spliced from 25 exons. The coding region runs from base 250 to 4035 and encodes 1261 amino acids. Gene Ontology annotation, molecular function: cadherin binding. Gene Ontology annotation, cellular component: nucleus; postsynaptic density; cytoplasm. Gene Ontology annotation, biological process: cell-cell junction assembly; dendritic spine morphogenesis; cell-cell adhesion. NCBI's taxonomy places the organism in Eukaryota, Metazoa, Chordata, Actinopteri, Salmoniformes, Salmonidae. The record is from RefSeq and is a predicted model, not a curated record.
AGUACUUCGCUCCAGUCUUUUGCUUUGUAGCCUACCACCGCUUCGCCGCCUCCUCUUUUUCUCCUCUCCCCGCCUAUGCCUGUCCCAGCAAGCAUCCAGCGAAUGUUCGGUCCACCCCCAGACCCCCUACAGGGAACAGUGAGAGAGCGGUUCCGUUCUGAGCACACAGCAUACUAUUGAAAGCUGCCAAAGGAAGACGUGGAUAAUAAGUGUCGUUGUUGACGUAACCCAGGAUUUUUUUUCGGAGGUAUGCCUGUGCCAGACCAGCCAUCAGAGCAGGAGAAGGGAGCCAGUCUGCUGAGUCCAGGUCUACCGUCAUCUAACGGAGAUGGAUCAGACGGGACAGAGACCACCUCCGCUAUCCUGGCCUCCGUCAAAGAACAGGAGCUGCAGUUUGAGAGACUGACCCGUGAGCUGGAGGCAGAAAGACAGAUUGUAGCCACCCAGUUGGAGAGAUGCAAGCUGGGCUCUGAGACUGGUGGAAGUAUGAGCAGCAUCAGUUCGGCAGAUGAGCAGUUUCGCUGGAACAUCCAAGCUGAUGGCCAGAAGGACAUAGAGGAUGAGCUGACCACAGGACUGGAGCUGGUCGACUCCUGCAUCAGAUCCCUGCAGGAGUCUGGAAUACUGGACCCUCAUCAAUACAACACAGGAGAACCUCUUCUUUCCCAGAGUUCUUUGCAGCUCAACUCCACCCCAGAGGCUUCGCUCCAGUACUCCGCCAGCUACCAUAGCAACCAGACCCUCGCCCUUAGCGACAGUGCUGCAGCGGCAACCCCACAGCGCAGUGGACAGGUCGGAGGGGCCGUGCACAGCUACAACCAGGUGACAUCUAGUCGUGCGGCCCAGCAGCAGGCAGGGGGAGGGGGAGGUAGUGGAGGAGACUCCUUCUCUCAGAGCCAUGGCAGUGCCUUUCAUCUGCCUGAUGCACAGCUUCCCACAAUCGGUCAGUACUACUCCAGUUCCACCCUGCCUGCCCAGCGUGUGAGUUCCCCUCUGACUGGAGGUGGAUGUGGAGGGUCUGGUUCUCCCAGCAAGCUGCAGCGCCUGGGCUCAGCCUCAGACACACCGGGCUACGCUACCACCCAGCGCCUACCUUCCUCCUCCUCAUCCUCACCCAACAAACAGUCCCCAGCCAACCGACUCGCCAAGUCCUACAGCACCACUGGUGCCGUGACAACAACAGGGUCUCCGCUGAGGGUGGGCUCUCCACCCAACUCCAUAGCAACAGUUGCCGGGGGAGGGGCUAGCGCUUCAUCAUCCCCACUACACCAGAUGAGUUCGGGCAUAGGGAGCUACGCUACUCUGUCUCCUAAAAGACUGGCUGCUCACCACGCCUCCGACCAGUACAAGAUAUCCCAUGAGCUCUAUGCUACCGCUACGCUACAGAGGCCCGGCAGUCUGGCAGGUUCCAGGGGUUCCUACAGUAAUCAGCACAGUCACUGUGGUCCAGACCUGCGUCCCCUGGGAUCCCCAGACCACCACAAAGAGCCCAUCUAUGAGGACAGAGUCAACCACUACCACAAAGGACCUAUGAGGGGACUGGGAAACAACACUGCCCCAUCCUCCCCCGGUGUCGACUCCGCCUCUUUACAGCGAGCAGGCAGCCACAGCGCCGGAGGAAGCAGCCACAGCACCGGAGGAAGCAGCCACAGCGCCGGAGGAAGUUAUGGUCGUGGGGGUGCCAAUAACUACACUACAGUGGGCCCAGGCUAUACAGCAGAGGCCUAUGCUACAGAUCCCUACACUGCAGAUCCCUACCGUACACUACAGUACUGCCCAUCUGUAGAGUCUCCUUACAGCAAAUCUGGACCAGCCAUGCCACCUGAGGGCACACUGGCUAGAUCACCAUCUAUAGACUCCAUACAGAAAGACCCGAGGGAGUUUGGAUGGAGGGAUCCAGAGUUACCUGAAGUGAUUCAGAUGCUGCAGCACCAGUUCCCUUCAGUCCAGUCCAACGCUGCAGCCUACCUCCAACACCUCUGCUUCGGAGACAACAAUAUCAAAUCAGAGAUUCGUCGUCAGGGUGGGAUCCAGCUGCUGGUAGACCUGUUGGACCACCGUAUGAGUGAGGUCCACCGCAGUGCCUGUGGAGCCCUGAGGAACCUGGUCUACGGCAAGGCCAACGACGACAACAAGAUCACCCUGAAGAACUGUGGGGGCAUACCUGCCCUGGUCCGCCUGCUACGCAAGACGGGAGAUGUGGAGAUACGAGAACUGGUCACAGGUGUGUUGUGGAACCUGUCAUCGUGUGACGCCCUGAAGAUGCCAAUCAUCCAGGAUGCGUUGGCCGUUCUGACCAAUAGCGUCAUCAUCCCCCACUCGUCCUCCUGGGACUCCUCCCACAAUCUCCAUGACGACCGCAAGCAACACACACACACCUCCCAGGUGCUCCGCAAUGCCACCGGCUGCCUCAGAAAUGUGAGUUCUGCUGGAGAGGAGGCCAGGAGGAGGAUGAGAGAGUGUGACGGACUGACAGACUCCCUCCUCUACAUCAUACAGACCGCUCUGGGCAGCAACGACAUCGACAGCAAGACCAUAGAAAACUGUGUGUGUAUACUGCGUAACCUGUCCUACCGACUGGCAGCGGAGACGUCUCAGGGCCAGCAGCUGGGUUCAGAAGAGCUGGACGGUCUGCUGUGUGACGCCAACGGACGUGACGGAGAGACCUCAGGCUGCUGGGGCAAGAAGAAGAAGAAGAAGAAGGGACAGGACCAGUGGGAUGGUGUAGGCCCUCUCCAAGACUCAGCUGACCCUCCUAAAGGGGUCCAGAUGUUAUGGCACCCGUCCAUAGUGAAGCCCUACCUCACCCUGCUUUCAGAGUGCUCCAACCCUGAUACACUGGAGGGAGCGGCUGGAGCCCUGCAGAACCUGGCUGCAGGCAGCUGGAAGUGGUCUGUGUAUAUCCGGGCUGCGGUGCGUAAAGAGAAAGGCCUUCCUAUCCUGGUGGAGUUGUUGAGGAUAGACAAUGACCGUGUGGUGUGUGCCGUGGCCACCGCACUCAGGAAUAUGGCCCUGGACAUCAGAAACAAAGAACUGAUAGGUAAAUACGCCAUGCGUGACCUGGUCCACCGGUUACCUGGCAGUAGCAGCAACAGUACCGGGGGCAGUGGUGGGACUAGUGGAGGUACCGGGGGCCCGAUGGCACCCGGUAAGACCAUGUCAGACGAUACGAUAACGGCUAUCUGCUGCGCUCUGCAUGAGGUCAUCACUAAGAACAUGGAAAACGCCAAAGCACUGAGAGACGCUGGCGGGAUAGAGAAGCUCAUCGGCAUCGCUCGCAGCAAAGGAGACAAACACUCAGCCAAGGUGGUGAAGGCUGCAUCUCAGGUGCUCAGCAGUAUGUGGCAGUACAGAGACCUACGCAGCCUCUACAAGAAGGAUGGAUACUCUCAGUAUCACUUUGUUGGUUCUGCCUCUACGAUAGAGAGAGACAGACAGAGACCCUACUCCUCCUCUCGCACCCCCUCUGUGUCCCCUGUACGAACCUCACCCAACAACCGCUCAGUAAGCGCCCCGGCCUCUCCCAGAGAGAUGAUGAGUAUGAAGGAUCGCAAGCCCGAAAACGACUCCACGGCAACCAACGCAGGUUUCCACAGCAACAAAGGAGAGCACACAUCCCGGAAAGACGCCAUGGCAGUGCAAAUCUCCUGUGGAACAUCCACGUUGUUUCGGAACUCUUAUGUAACUGCUAAUGACGACAUUAAACACAACCAGAUCCCUCCUCAGCCCAUGACCAUAGCUCCGCAGGCAGACUGCUCCUCUACACCUAUAAAAGAAUACGACACGUUCCCUCCAUCCCUCCCUCCAUCCUUCCCUCCGCCGCAGAACCCUGGCCGCAUGCUGGAUGACUCCUUCUUCGUGCCUCCAGACCAGCCCCUCCCCCAGCCCCCGUCUCAGGCUGCCACUGACCUCCGGAUGCACCUGGGCCUCAAAUCCACCGGCAACUACGUGGACUUCUACUCUGCAUCCCGGCCCUACUCCGAACUCAACUACGAGACCAGCCACUACCCGGCCUCGCCUGACUCCUGGGUCUAGAGACAGGAGUCACAACUUAUCUCUGGUCCUGGAGAGACAUAGGCUUGUGCAGGCUUUUGCUCCAGCCUUGCAGUAACAACACCUGAUUCAAGUAAU